This is a messenger RNA of Bombus terrestris (buff-tailed bumblebee), 1932 nucleotides long. Its product is annotated as beta-hexosaminidase subunit beta. The transcript is spliced from 7 exons. The record is from RefSeq and is a predicted model, not a curated record. The coding region runs from base 147 to 1799 and encodes 550 amino acids. Gene Ontology annotation, cellular component: membrane. Gene Ontology annotation, molecular function: beta-N-acetylhexosaminidase activity. Gene Ontology annotation, biological process: glycosaminoglycan metabolic process; ganglioside catabolic process; carbohydrate metabolic process. NCBI's taxonomy places the organism in Eukaryota, Metazoa, Arthropoda, Insecta, Hymenoptera, Apidae.
GCCAGGCAAAGUGAUGAAAGUUAAGUGGCGCAGCCUAAGGUCGUUACCACUCUCGUUACCGUACGCGUCGUUCUCUGCGUUCAGUAGACGAUGACCACUCGCUGGCGUCGCAUCGUUCCUCCCGUUGAAAACCUGCUCGUAAACCGAUGGACAUGAGGACCAGGUUGCCAACAUUGUUCCUGUUGCUAGGAUGGCUAUCGUGUCUGUUGGUACACAGAGUUCACUCGUUGAACCCGGACGCUGGCUCUUGGGUGCGUCCCACUCAGGGCGAACCAUGGCCCAGUCCAACAAAUCGCAUAGUGCGCAAUGCGUUCUAUCUUCUACGACCCUCGACUUUCCAGUUUAACGUGAUUGGCGGCGCAUGCGAUAUUAUGACGGAUGCGGUGGAGAGGUACAAGGCAAUUAUUCUAACGGAAGCACGAAUAGCGAAGAUUUCGUCGCAAGACCAUCCUAAAUUCCCAGUAAGAGACGAUGCAACCAUCAAAGGUACUCUUAGCGCUUUGGAUAUUCGCGUGACAAUGCCUUGCGAGAUGGAUGGCAAUCACUGGCCUCAUUUAGAGAUGUCGGAAUCAUACGCUCUCGUGAUCAACGAAAACUCUACAGUCGCGAAUCUGGUAGGUGUGUCGAUAUGGGGAGUUCUUCGAGGUCUCGAGACUUUUUCUCAGCUCUUAAUCCCAGCUGGCAAUGGUUCUCACCUGAAAAUCAAAUGUCAGACCAUUCAGGAUGCUCCAAAGUUUCCUCAUCGUGGACUACUGUUAGACACGUCUCGUCACUAUUUGCCCAUCUCUGAUAUAAUGCUAACUCUGGACGCCAUGUCUUACAAUAAAAUGAACGUUCUUCACUGGCACAUCGUCGAUGACAAUAGCUUCCCUUACCAGAGCUCCAGUUAUCCGGAACUGUCCGCCAAGGGAGCGUACCAUCCCUCAAUGGUAUACACAUUAAACGAUAUCCAGACGAUCGUUGACUACGCCAGGCUAAGGGGCAUCCGAGUGAUGCCGGAAUUCGAUACUCCUGGACAUACUAGGUCAUGGGGUUUAGCUCAUCCUGAACUAUUGACCACUUGCUACGAUAACGGAGGAAAGCCAAACGGGAAAUUAGGCCCAAUGAAUCCGACGAAUCCGCAGCUUUACGAGUUCCUCAGUCGUUUAUUCGCCGAGAUCGUGCAAGUAUUUCCGGAUCAAUACGUUCAUCUUGGCGGCGAUGAAGUGCCAUUCGAUUGUUGGAUGAGCAAUCCAGUGAUCAAUUCGUAUAUGAAAUCGCACAACAUGUCCAGCUAUACGCAACUCGAGAGCGAGUACAUCGGCAAGCUUCUUCAUAUCACCAAUUCUCUUCAGGCGAACACGAUCGUGUGGCAGGAGGUAUUCGAAAAUGGAGUCGUCAUGCCGAAUAGUACUGUGGUGCACGUGUGGACCGGCCAAUGGGCGAAGAAGUUGGAGAACGCGACCAAAGCUGGACAUCCGGUAUUGUUAUCAGCCUGUUGGUAUUUGGAUCAUAUCGCUGGUGGCGGUGACUGGAAGAAGUUCUACAAAUGUGACCCAUUGUCGUUCGCCGGGGUGUCAUCAAACUUGACUAAAUUGAUGCUGGGUGGCGAAGCUUGCAUGUGGGGAGAAUUUGUCGACAGGAACAAUGUGCAUUCAAGAAUAUGGCCUCGUGCUAGCGCAGCUGCAGAGCGUCUUUGGAGCAGUACGAAACCAGACGAAUACAAAGCUGCUCAACGCCUCGAGGAGCAUGCCUGUCGCAUGAACAGGCGUGGUAUUCCGGCGCAACCACCGAAUGGGCCUGGAUUCUGCGUGAUGUAAUGGAAGGACAAUUAGCUUAACAAUUCUAUUUAGGCGUGCCAGAAACACACGUCACGCUUUAACAAGUGAUUAAUGAUUAUUUACAAAAAAAAGAAGCCGCAAUGUAAUAAAGAAUAAAGAGUUUCCAAAAGUU